Messenger RNA from Emys orbicularis (European pond turtle), 2949 nucleotides. RefSeq names its product growth arrest specific 2 like 1 (gene GAS2L1). The record is from RefSeq and is a predicted model, not a curated record. Gene Ontology annotation, cellular component: cytoplasm; stress fiber; microtubule plus-end. Gene Ontology annotation, molecular function: cytoskeletal adaptor activity; actin filament binding; microtubule binding. NCBI's taxonomy places the organism in Eukaryota, Metazoa, Chordata, Testudines, Emydidae. The transcript is spliced from 5 exons. Bases 1 to 2949 code for a protein of 982 amino acids. Gene Ontology annotation, biological process: actin crosslink formation; microtubule bundle formation; regulation of microtubule polymerization or depolymerization.
AUGGCUGACCUGAGCAACAUCCAGUCCGCAGCUUCCAAGAGCAUCCGGCCUUUCCGGUCCAGUGAGGAGUAUCUCUACGCCAUGAAGGAGGACCUGGCUGAGUGGCUCAACAUCCUCUAUGGCUGGGAUGUCCAGGUGGAGAAUUUCAUGGAGACCCUGGAGACCGGGUGUGAUCUCUGCCAACAUGCCAACAAUGUCAACCGCAUUGCUCUGGAGUUCCAGCAACAGCACCCAGAAGUUGCUGCCUGCAUGAGGGUGCCCCAGAAUGAGGUUGUCUACCAGGCCAAGAAUGUGGUGCCCGGCUCCUUCAUCGCCAGGGACAACGUCUCAAAUUUCAUCCAGUGGUGCCGGCAGGACCUGGGCAUCCAGGACGUGCUGAUGUUCGAAACCAAUGACCUGGUGCUGAAGAAGAAUGAGAAGAACUUCGUCCUGUGCCUUCUAGAGGUCGCUAGGAGGGGCUCCAAGUUUGGGAUGCUGGCCCCCAUGCUGAUCCAGAUGGAGCAGGAGAUUGAGGAGGAAAUGAGGGAUCAGAUAGCCUAUGGGGGGCUGGAAACCCAGGAGGAUAGCCAAGACCUGGGCCCUGAGUCACCUGUCUACCCUAGCAGGGUGCAGAGAAUCUCCUUGUGUGACCUCAAGAACCUGGAUGAGCUGGUGCGAGAGAUUCUGGGCUGCUGUACCUGCCCCUCUCAGUUUCCCAUGAUCAAAGUCUCAGAGGGUAAAUAUAAAGUGGGAGACUCCAACGCGCUGAUCUUUGUUCGAGUGCUGAGAAGCCACGUGAUGGUGCGAGUAGGUGGCGGAUGGGAUACCCUGGAGCACUACCUGGACAAGCACGAUCCCUGCCGAUGCGCAUCCCUCUCGCAUCGUCUAAUGCAGACACGUGCCCUGGGCUUCUCCCCGCAGAAGAUGGCAUCUCCUGGCAGCUUCUCUCCCAGCCCCCGAGCUGCCAGCCCCAGCUCCCAGCGCCCCUCGGAAGGCAUGAACCCCUACCGGCCAACGGAGACCCUCCGCACGGGGGAUAAGCGGCUCUCAGCUGGUGGGGACUUGACCCAGGCCAAGAUGGACCGGUCCAGCCAUCCGGCCAGGGGGGCAGGAGAUCUGUCUGUCCAAUCGGACUCCUCAAGGCAGAUCCCCAAUGUGACAUCACACGGCAGGCAGGAGAAGCUGGAAGGGCUCCCCCCAAGGGCUGGCACAGUCCCCUCAUCUGGCCAGAGCUCCUCCGGUCUCUCGAGGAGCUCCACGCCACUGGCGCACCGCGACGUAUCUGAGCCGCGAGCUUCAACCACUCUCAGGCUUCGAGACCAGCUGCCCCCCAGAGCCAGACGCCUCUCCGGAGACAGCGACUCCUCCGCAUCAUCCACGCAGAGUGGCACCCUAGGCAGGAGGUGCGGCGAGGAUGGUGCCUUGCGAACCACGCACAGGAAGGAGGUGGGGAAGCACAUGCCCGAAUGGGCCCCCAAGAGUCAGCCUUCAAGCCGUAGCCAGUCACGGGAGCGCGGGGCCUUCUUGGGACCGAGACCGUCGGUGGGGGCCAGGAAGGCAGAGCCAGAGGAGCGGAGCCGGCCUCGCCUGGUGAACGGGCCUGGCAGGCCCAGCCCCAGAGCGCGGAGCCAGGGGAGAGGUGGCGGGGAGCCAGUGCUGCUCAUCAGCCGAGGAAAGGACGGGCAGCACUCCUGGGCACGGGCCAACGAGGUGAAGGAGAACGGCCUAAACUCUGGCCGAGCUACCCCCAGGACCAAGAGCCCGACUCGCGGGCACCUCCCUCGGGUGGGCUCCAGGAGCCCUGCCCCCACCGGUCGCAGAGCAUCCCUUCCUGCCAACAAACUGGCAGAGCCCUCGGUCCGGGCACCUCCGCAGAUGCUGGGGUCUGUGAGGCAGUGGCAGGCGGGCGAGACUGAGCCAAGGGUCCCUGUGAGGGAGCGGCUCUCUGGGGACACCCUCCAGGCCAGGCAGCUGUCUGAGAGCUUCAACCAGGAGCUGGAGGAGCUGGCACAGAGCUUCCGGACCCCUCUGCGCCUGGACCCGAGCCAGGAGCAGCAGCUGUACCGGUGCCUGGAGGAAGAGUUCCUGGCCAACUCCCAGAUGAUCGAGCUGGCCGGGGAUGAUGGGGAGCCCCUGGGCUGCGCCCACGAUCCAGGGCAGCUCCAGCAGACCACGCCAGACCCAGGGGCCAUUGACUCUGCCUACUGCUCCUCCAGCUCCUCCUCCUCCUCGCUAAACUUCUUCAGCAAGCACGGCUUCCAGGCAGACUUUGGUGAGCGGUCCAAAGACGACCCCAAGAGGAACCCUGCAUCCCAGCGCCCAUGGGCCUCCAAUUGUAGCACAGGCCCCACUGAGCUCCAGAAUGGCUCUGGCUGGGACUCCCAAAUGGCCCUGGAGCCGGCCACAUGCUGGAGGAAGCCGGCUCUCUCAAGUUCCUCAGAUGAAAGUAACUACUACACAGCCUUGAAUGACCUCCAGGAGGUGGCCGAGGGAGUAGAGGUCUCAGGUCCGGGCAUGGAUGUGGCCUGGACCAUCUUGGAGCUUGCGGGCUCUGACACAGACUUGGGACCCUCGGCCCCAGAUGAGCUGAUGAAGACCGAGGAGGACUCCGUGGAGGGGCCUUUUGGUGAGACGUCCCUAGAUGGAAUGCCGGAUGUACUCCAGACACAGGAGGUGGUGCUGAGGCAAAAGAAGUCCCUGAAGAAACCAGGCCGAGUGCCUUCCAUCUACAAGCUGAAGCUGCGGCCCAAGGCCAAGCCACGUGUAGACACUCAGCCAGAUAAGAAGCCCUCCAAGAUACCCACGCCGCUCAGCUACAAGACGUCCGGCGCCUCACCCAAGGGGAGCCCUCCCAAGCGCCCAGCUGAGCACAAGCCCUGGAGAGCCUUUCACAGCGUUUUCUCCUCCUUCAUGGAGCCGCCGCAGGGCCAGAUGGAGCCAGGAGGGCCAGACGAGGACGCCUGGGCGUGA